CGCAGAAGCCCGGGGCCUAGGGAGUGGUAUUUUUGCAGUUAAUGGAGUCAGAAGGACCCCCAGAGUCAGAGAGUUCAGAAAAAUCAAUAUUUUUCUCACAGCAAGAAGAAGAGGAAGAAGAUGAUAAUGAAGAAGAAGAAGAAUCCAAAGAAGCAGAGGAAACUGCCACCAUUAAUCCCCUCUUACCACCUGCUCUCACAGGGGAUGUAGAAGGUUUGCAGAAGAUUUUUGAGGAUCCUGAGAACCCUCACCAUGAACAGGCCAUGCAGCUACUCUUGGAAGAAGACAUCGUUGGGAGAAAUUUGUUGUAUGCAGCUUGCAUGGCUGGGCAAAGUGAUGUCAUUAGAACUUUAGCCAAAUAUGGUGUGAAUCUGAAUGAAAAAACCACCAGAGGUUACACGCUCCUACACUGUGCUGCAGCCUGGGGUCGUUUGGAAACUUUGAAAGCACUGGUGGAACUGGAUGUUGAUAUAGAAUCUCUGAACUUCCAGGAAGAGCGAGCUCGAGAUGUUGCUGCUCGGUAUUCCCAGACUGAGUGUGUUGAGUUCCUGGACUGGGCAGAUGCAAGGCUGGCGCUGAAAAAAUAUAUUGCAAAGGUCUCUGCAAUUGUUACAGAUACAGCAAAGGGACCAGGGAAGCUUUUUAAGGAAGACAAGAAUACCAUCCUCAAUGCAUGCCGUAUAAAAAAUGAAUGGCUGGAAACCCAUUUAGAAGCUUCCAUUAAUGAGCUUUUUGAACAGAAACAGCAAUUGGAAGAUAUUGUGACUCCUAUCUUCACAAAAAUGGCUACACCACGUCAAGUGAAAAGUGCCAAAUCUGUAUUCUAAGCCAUGGUCAGAAAAGAAGUCUUAUAAAAGGCCGCAUCUUCUUCUAUAUCUAUAAAGGCAAACCUAUUCAUGCCGACUGAAGUUAAAUAGACGUGGGGUUUUAUAAAAAUGUUUAAGUAUGAAGUUAAAUCACCCUCGUUUUGUUUUAUCCCAUUCAGCAUGCUUAUGUCCAGACUCUCUGGUCUUGCCUCUGCCUCCGCAAGUCAGUUUCAUGUGAGUUCCACGUGCUCCUUCCAGAGAGCACUUGGCUGUGAGUCACUCACAAAGACCAUAUGGAAGCUUUAAAAGCUACUUAGAGAAUCUAACAAUUUUCUGUGUAACUGAGGCAGGAAAUUUCUGUUCAAGUGAGGAAUUCUAUUAAAAAAAAAAAAAAGACAUAUUGGCCAUUUCCAGAAGAAAAAUUUGUUCUCCCUCUCUCAAAAGGAAAGCUAUGGGAUGACAUUUUGGAGCAAGGAAAUAUUAAGGAUGGUUUGGAUCAGUGUCCUCUGCUUAUACAACUAUUACUUUUUUAUGUCCAAAUUAAAAUUCACCUUUAGGGCUUCCCUGGUGGCGCAGUGGUUGAGAGUCUGCCUGCCAAUGCAGGGGACACGGGUUCGAGCCCUGGUCUGGGAAGAUCCCACGUGCCGCGGAGCAACUAGGCCCGUGAGCCACAACUACUGAGCCUGCGCGUCUGGAGCCUGUGCUCCGCAACAGAGAGAGGCCGCGACAGUGAAGAGGCCCGCGCACCGCGAUGAAGAGUGGCCCCCGCUCGCCGCAACUGGAGAAAGCCCUCGCACAGAAACGAAGACCCAACACACCCAAAAAAAUAAAUAAAUAAAUUUAUAAAAUUCACCUUUAAGGUGGGAUAUAGUCUCUUAGUAAAUCUUCCUGUUUCUUUAUCUUUAACACCCUUGUCUUUAAAUUAAUAAAUACAAAUCUGUUUAGUUUUAUAUUUAGAUUUCCCCUACUUAGUAGGUUUAGCAAUAUAGUUAUUAUAUCUGUACUA
Messenger RNA from Eubalaena glacialis (North Atlantic right whale), 1812 nucleotides. It is a transcript of the gene ANKRD45, whose product is annotated as ankyrin repeat domain 45. Gene Ontology annotation, molecular function: protein binding. The transcript has 6 exons. NCBI's taxonomy places the organism in Eukaryota, Metazoa, Chordata, Mammalia, Artiodactyla, Balaenidae. The coding region runs from base 42 to 827 and encodes 261 amino acids. The record is from RefSeq and is a predicted model, not a curated record.